GAGAAAAAGGAGAGAAUCCCAGAGAACUGGAGAGAGAAAAGACACACACACAUGCUUGCCGAAGGGGGGGAGAGAGAGAGAGAGAGUAGUGAGAGUGCUUCGUUGUCAAAAGGGAAAAGAUUCCAGAGAGAAGCCUUCAGCUUCUCUGUGACCAGCUGUGCUUUCAGACCUAAAGGCCCUUCACCACCAUAAAGGCCAUAUUCCUUUGGGACUGAGAGCAGUGCUUAUUUAUUUAUUUUUUUUUGGAAAACAAAGUUGCUGUGGAGAUGACUUGUGGGUCAAGGAGAGGCCCCUACGGACUGUGCUGUCUCUGACCGCCACCCACCACCUCUCUCUUCUUCAAGCUUAGGCUGGGAGGCCCCCUUCUCCUGCUCUCCUGUGGACAGUCUGUGGGGGCAUUUAUGCUGCCAGGAUCCCCAGUUUGAAAAUUCAUCUCUGGAGUCCAGCAACAGAAGCAGCAGCACUGGCAGCAGCAGCAGCGCUGGCAACAGCCGCAGAAAGAAAGCCUUCUCAUCCUCCAGCCCCUACGCCUUCUUUCCCUCUUAUUCCUCAAUUUCAGAGGCAACCCCAGUUUCUUGAACUCCUCCAGCUAUGUCGGACCCUGAUGUUGCCAGGGGCCCUGAUCCCACAGCUAUAUGGCCCCCUAGUGCUAGGGGAGCCUGAGCGCUGCCUGGAGAGAGGCCUCUCCACUUUGUGCAGCCCCUGUCCCGUUUGCUAGGGACCAUGAGUGGGGGUAAGAAGAAAAGCAGUUUCCAGAUCACCAGUGUCACCACAGACUAUGAAGGUCCUGAGGGAUCUGGAGGAGGCGACUCCCCUACAGCUAUGGUUUCUACCUUACCCACUCCUCGUCUUCCCAAUGGGGAGCCUAGCUCAGAGCUGGGAGGCAAAGGGACCCCUCGCAAUGGCUCCCCACCUCCUGGGGCCCCAGCAUCACGUUUCCGGGUAGUGAAGCUUCCCCAGGGACUAGGGGAACCGUAUCGUCGAGGGCGUUGGACAUGUGUGGACAUUUAUGAGAGAGACCUGGAAGCCCCUGGACUUAGCCGGCUCCUGGAAGGAAUUCGGGGAGCCACUGGAGGGACUGGAGGUCGUUCUUUGGACUCUAGGCUAGAGUUGUCCAGUUUGGGCCUGGCUUCCCUGAACUCCCAGCCUCAGGGCCCAACUAAUUGGCUUCGCCCACCCCCAACUUCCCCUGGCCUUCAGGCCAGAUCUUUCACUGGGGGACUAACCCACCUGGCAGGGGGCAAGGGGAGGGCUGAAACUCCACCCCUUCCAACUUCUUCACCCCAGCAGCAUCCCCUGGAACCCAGUGAUGGGGGCAGUACAGGGGUACUGGCACCACAUGCCUCAACCCAGCUGCCUACCCUUUGGGUAGAGACAGAGAUGGGACCCCCAGCAACAACUUCUCCAAUCAUUAGAAAGAAGGAUGGAGCCCCUUGGCUGAGGAAAGAGGAGGAGGAAAGAAGACAGCUCCCUCUCCAAGGCUCCCGACCUGGCUCUCCAGCCCUCUCCCUCCUCCAGGAUACCAAUCUCAACCGGAAAUCCUCAGACCCCUUUGGAGCCUCUGUUCAGCGCCUGAAUCUGGCUCGAUCUAUGCUUGCAAUUGGUAGCCCCCUUGAUGGUGAUGAUGACAGUGGCUCUGGAAGCAUGGUUGCCAUUGACAACAAGAUUGAACAAGCCAUGGACUUGGUGAAGUCUCACCUAAUGUUUGCAGUUCGGGAGGAAGUAGAAGUUCUGAAGGAACAGAUCCGAGAACUUGCUGAACGAAAUGCAGCCCUGGAGCAAGAAAAUGGAUUGCUUCGGUCUCUGGCCAGCCCUGAACAGCUGGCCCAACUUCCAGUCUCUGGGACCCCUCGCCCGGGAUCCCUUGCCCCAAAUGGGCCCUCUUCAUGAGCCUCCCUUCCCUCACAAUGUGCCUUUAAGGGCUGUCACUGGGAUGGAGACCUCUGUCCUAGAUUCCCAGGCCUUUUUUGCCUUCUCUUCCUAUGCAGCUUUAAUGUUAUGAGAACUGGUGAUAGAAUGUUUGAGGUUGAGAUUUGUCUUCCUCCUUCCCACCUUCCACCAAACCCAAGGGGCUGGGCUAAUUUUCCCCAAAGAUGAGGGACUGGGUCAGAAUAUACCUAGGCCUAGAUGGGAAAGGGUUUCAAGGUUGAGGUGCAAGAUGGAGCCACUACUUCUGAGAGUGGGCUCCCAGUUCAACCUUUCCCUUGCCAUCCCUCUGGGUGAUAAGUGGUCCCCUCCCUCCCUAGUUCUUUAAGUAUCUGGGACUCCCCAAAUUAGGAGGACCCAGAGAGAGCUGGGUAUUUUAAACAGAGACCACUUUCCUAUCUCUCAAAGUCUCUUCAUUGGGUUCAACCAAAAGAGGGGAUAUAGGCAGUGUCCCAAGAUUUUGGGAUUCAGGUUGUUAUUAAAAUAAUAUAAUAAAAAAAAUCAGAAGAAACUUGAAU
This is a messenger RNA of Sarcophilus harrisii (Tasmanian devil), 2444 nucleotides long. It is a transcript of the gene TSC22D4, whose product is annotated as TSC22 domain family member 4. The record is from RefSeq and is a predicted model, not a curated record. Lineage: Eukaryota; Metazoa; Chordata; Mammalia; Dasyuromorphia; Dasyuridae. Bases 724 to 1890 code for a protein of 388 amino acids. The transcript is spliced from 5 exons. Gene Ontology annotation, biological process: regulation of transcription by RNA polymerase II; response to osmotic stress.